CUCCCUACGCAGCGCUUUUGACGCAUUUUACCGAAAGUCCGCACAUCGAGCUAAGUGCGGACACCCUUCUCCAAAGCAUUGAACAUACCAUUGAACAUCAAAUCGCUGCAAGAAACUGUCUUUCUGCGCUGUCUGAGCGUUGAACAUACUGGGUGAAGGAAGAGAGGAGUGAGAUGGCGUCUUUCUGCGUUUUCUGCUCUUCGGUAGUUGCAAUAAAUCCUUCGCGUCAUCCUUCGACUUUUUGCCAGUCUUGCAUGCCGAAUCUGUCUUCCACUGUUGGUGAGGCCCCUGAUGGCUUAUCAUCUCGUUCCUCUAUGCUACGGUUCGCGUGUGCUUCUUCUAACCGUGCCACUCUCCGCUCAUCAUUUGUAUUUCGUAGCUGUGGCUUGAAUUCUGCUAAAUUAUUGAUUUCUGCUGCUAUGAAGCCGGAUCCUUUGAAAAUCAUGAUAUCAGGGGCUCCUGGGUCUGGGAAGGGAACACAGUGUGAACUAAUCAAGGGGAAAUAUAACCUGGUACAUAUUGCAGCAGGGGAUAUAUUGCGGGCGGAGAUCGCAGCCGGUACUUUAAGCGGGAAAUCAGCUAAAGAAUAUAUGGAGAAGGGAAUGCUGGUCCCUGAUGACAUUGUGGUUGUGAUGGUUAAGGAACGCUUGCUACAGCCAGAUGUCCAGGAAAAUGGCUGGCUAUUGGAUGGUUACCCAAGGAGCUUGUCUCAGGCAAAAGCCCUGGAAGAUCUAGGCAUCCGGCCUGAUCUUUUCAUUCUUCUUGAGGUCAAUGAAAAUACCCUCGUUAAAAGAGUGGUUGGAAGACGUUUAGAUCCCGUUACUGGAAAGACAUACAAUUUGGAGUACUCUCCUCCUGAAAAUGAAGAAAUUGCUGCUAGACUGGUGCAGCGCUUUGAUGAUACAGAAGAAAAGGUAAAAUUGCGGUUGAAAACUCAUCAUCAGAAUGUGGAAUCUGUACUCGCUUUGUACAACGACAUCACUGUAAAGGUGAAUGGAGACUUGCCGAAAGAAGAGGUUUUUGGUGAAAUAGACAAGCUGUUGUCCUUUAUUCUAGAGAUGAAAUCCAAGGCCAACCCAGGAUCCAUGCCCGCGGGCACGGCUCAUUUAAUCGAGUAAUUCUGGGUGCAAUGUGGUAAUCUAUGGCAUUCUUGGUGCGUAGCAAACAGCUUGGAGUAAAGCAUUACAUGUCACUUAAAAUAAUCGCAGCACUGGAUCAGGUGAGCUUUGUUUCCCCGUUUCCAAGGAAGCUGAUGAGGAUAUAAACAUUUUUAUGAUAAAAAAUAGCUCAUGGAUUUUUUUUAUUUAAAAUAUUUAUACCUCUUUAUUAAUCUUAAUUUUGUUUAUCUUUUUUUAAGCAUUUUUUCCAUUCAUUCUAAAACACCUUGGAAGAUUUUUUUGUAAUUGCAAACGUGGUAGAAAUGACAGAGCAGGUCUGUACUCCCAAUCUGUGUUUCAAGUUAAAUGAUCUCACAUUUUAACCACAUAUAAGUUGGAUGGUAGAUGAUUAGGAGUUUGAGCCUUGACUGGAUUUUUUUGUUCGAGGGAUAUUUCUUAUCAUCGUCUUCAUCCGUGAUAUUUUUUCUAAAUCAUACCGAA
This is a messenger RNA of Phalaenopsis equestris, 1598 nucleotides long. Its product is annotated as adenylate kinase, chloroplastic. Gene Ontology annotation, biological process: nucleoside triphosphate biosynthetic process. Gene Ontology annotation, molecular function: AMP kinase activity; ATP binding; nucleoside diphosphate kinase activity. Gene Ontology annotation, cellular component: cytoplasm. The record is from RefSeq and is a predicted model, not a curated record. Lineage: Eukaryota; Viridiplantae; Streptophyta; Magnoliopsida; Asparagales; Orchidaceae. The transcript has 7 exons. The coding region runs from base 174 to 1118 and encodes 314 amino acids.